Panthera uncia (snow leopard) is the source of this 2032-nucleotide messenger RNA. RefSeq names its product anti-Mullerian hormone (gene AMH). NCBI's taxonomy places the organism in Eukaryota, Metazoa, Chordata, Mammalia, Carnivora, Felidae. Gene Ontology annotation, biological process: Mullerian duct regression; gonad development. Bases 722 to 2032 code for a protein of 436 amino acids. The record is from RefSeq and is a predicted model, not a curated record. The transcript is spliced from 6 exons. Gene Ontology annotation, molecular function: growth factor activity.
GAGGCUCUGUGGGUCAGUAGGUGUGGUAGUUUCACUCGCUGCUGGCGAACACCCACGUGCACCCCCACCAUAUAUGUGGGGAGCUUGGGAUUGGGGCCUCAGUGUCCCUGUGUCCUCCCAGGAUGCCGGUGGGUGAAGGACAGACCCAGGCGGUCAGCAGCGGGUCUGGGCUCUCUUCUGUGGCCGCUCACCCUCCUUGGGGUCUCCAGCCAAAUGGCUGUGCUUCUGCAGCUCCAGGGUGCCAAGAGGCAGUGUGAACGAGCACUUGGGGAGCCCCAGCUUCGCUGGGAGACCACCCUCCGGCCAAGCCCAUGCACCCAGCGGUCUGAACACCAAGAUCUCUGGUCCCCAUCAGAGCCGGGUGCCGGAGUCCUCCAGGGCGCCUGCCCCCCUGCCCCCAUCCCAGAGCUGUUGAUAGUCUGCGCUGUCGCUCCCUGGUCUGGUUCCCACUCCCCCCUGCAGAGGGGAAAACCUCAUCAAGGACAGUCGUUGGACCAAUUGGGCACGGGCGGCACUCUGUAUCACGGGUAGGAAGAUAGGCGGUCAGGCUGGAACAGAAGAGGCUUUGAGAGGCUCCUUUGCCUGCCCAGGCCCAUGGUGGGGCACCAGACACUGGCCCCCAAGGUCACACCCCAGAAGGAGAUAGGGGCUUUGCUCCUGCACAAACAUCCCGGUCUCCUCCAUAUAAGCCAGAGCAACACAGCCCCUCGCAGCAGCUAGGAUGCCUGGUCUGCUCUCUCCGCCGGCCCUCGUGCUGUCGGUGAUGGGGGCUCUGCUGAUGGCCGGGGACCCUGGGGAAGAGGUCUCCGGCACCCCGGCCCUGCCCGGAGGGCCAGCCACAGGCACCGGGGGUCUCAUCUUCCACCCGGAUUGGGACUGGCAGCCCCCGGGCGGUCCCCAAGACCCCCUGUGCCUGGUGACGCUGGACAGGGGUGGUAACGGGAGCGGCUCCCCGCUUCGGGUGGUGGGGGCGCCGAGAGGCUACGAGCACGCCUUCCUCGAGGCUGUGCGGCGGGCCCGCUGGGGUCCCCACGGCCUGGCCACCUUCGGAGUUUGCACCCCCAGGGACAGGCAGGCCGCCCUGUUCUCUCUGCGGCAGCUGCAGGCGUGGCUGGGGGAGCCCGGGGGGCGGCGGCUGGUGGUGCUGCACCUGGAGGAAGUGACAUGGGGGCCGACACCCUCACUGAAGUUCCAGGAGCCCCCGCCUGGAGGGGCCGGUCCCCUAGAGCUGGCGAUGCUGGUGCUGUACCCUGGCCCUGGCCCCGAGGUCACGGUCACAGGGGCUGGGCUGCCAGGCACCCAGAACCUCUGUCAGUCCCGGGACACCCGCUACCUGGUGCUGGCGGUGGACCACCCAGAAGGGGCCUGGCGCAGCCCCGGGCUCACCCUGACCCUGCAACCCCGCAGAGACGGUGCGCCCCUGAGCACCGCCCAGCUGCAGGAGCUGCUGUUCGGCCCCGACCCCCGCUGCUUCACACGCAUGACCCCGGCGCUGCUCCUGCUGCCGGGGCCCGCGCCUGCACCGCUGCCCGCGCGUGGCCUGCUGGACCAAGUGCCUCUCCCGCCGCCCAGGCCCUCCCAGGAGCAGGCGCCUGAGGAGCCACGGUCCAGCGCCGACCCCUUCCUGGAGACGCUCACGCGCCUGGUGCGCGCGCUGCGGGGGCCCCCGGCCCAGGCCUCGCCGCCGCGCCUGGCCCUGGACCCCGGCGCGCUGGCCGGCUUCCCGCAGGGCCUGGUCAACCUGUCGGACCCUGCGGCGCAGGAGCGCCUGCUCAACGGCGGCGACGAGCCGCUGCUGCUGCUUCUGCUGCCACCCGCCACGCCCAUCGCCGCCGCCGCCGCCGGGGACCCCGCGCCUCCACGCGGCCCGGCGUCCGCGCCCUGGGCCGCCGGCCUAGCGCGUCGCGUGGCCGCCGAGCUGCAGGCCGCGGCCAGCUGCCAUCUCCGCCAUUCAGGCCCAGGCAGGUUCCGGCGUCGAGGCUCAAAGGAGCAGGCGGCCCCGGGGGCUGCAGCACUCAAUUUAUUUCACUGA